CUUAAUAGUUUAUAUUAUAUCUCGUUAUUAUAAUGAAUAAUCUUAGGAGAAUCUUUCCUUAAGAUCUAUUUACCUAGGCAAUAUACAUAGAUAUGUAAGUAUCACGUGAUUAUGGUCCGUGCAGCUGCACACAAAUCCAUUUUCGACCCGCUCGUCAUAAUUUAAGCACGUAAGUACGGAGACGUUACUCUACUCGAGAUCUGGGCAAUCGAACGCUGGCAAACACUGGCUUAUGAUCACACCGGCACUUGUUUCCCUCUCAACGUCGUCAUGCCGGCCAACCUUGACCAUGACGCUGUCAUGUUCCUCGACUGGUAUCAUGCCUUGCCAUCGAGACGCAUCAAUUUGUUUGACGACUUCGCCGGUAAUGAAUUGUUUUUAAUCGAGUUUGAUUCACUACUUCUCCGGUGCUUCUCUGCGUCCCAGAUUGAUUUCGGCAAUGGGUUUCAGCUUCUGCACGCUGUUUUUGUGGUUGAAAAGCUCCUCAGUGAUCUCGUGCGUCGCAAAUCUCGCUUCCAAAUAAUUUGCUUCCAUCAGCACGAGCUUCUGUGCAUUCCUGCUACAGCCAAGGAUGACGAGAUACCCAAGUUCCGCUUGGCUCGCGCAGUGAUUAUGCGUCACAUCUUGGUCAAUGUUUCCGUUUGCUGUGCGAUUGAAUUCCAUCGAUUUGAAUCGCUUCACGACGAACAAUUUCCGAGGUUUCUUGCCGCGACGGAUGCCUACUUUGUCAUGAUCCAUGAUGGCGCUGGAGCAAAGAAUUUCAGACCCCGCGAUCCAAUCAUUCCGAAAGUGAUGACAACGACUCGAGAUGCUGAACCCGCUUUGCGGCCUGACUAUGAAGCACCCUUUUCCGCCAUGAAAAAUAGUUUCUGGUUGCGGGCCAUGAUUGCCUUUUUUUUAAUGAACGAGUUCAACGUUGCCCUUAUCAACGAGAUGCAGUUUUUGGAUAGCAAGGUUUUUACCCAUAUCCUCCAAUAUGCCGACCUCAAGGUGUUGUCAGUGCCCAUACCUGAACUCUCUAGUGGUGCGAAUUUACAACAACCGCCACCGCCACCGCCACCAACAUAUGUCAUGCCUCAAGCCCUCGAAGCGUACGGCAUCUUUUCUGAGGCUGAUCUAGUCACGCUCCAAGCUCUCCAAAGCUUGGUAGCAACUAAUCAGAUUUCCAAACAUCACGCCAGCCUGUUCCUUCUACAUACUGCAGCAUUGUCCAUUCUUCCUCUUCAGCACCGCUAUUUCCCAACGUUCAGGAAUACAGAACAUUUCAAAAAUACUAUAGACGCUUUCACAGAGUCAGCGCUUUCAAUUCUCUCCAAUUCGGCGUACGCCAACCGCGUCAAUACCUCAGACAUACCAUGCAACCUCGUUGAUCUUGUUGAUGGUCGCUUACUUGCUACAAUAAUUGCCGACCACGAGUUUCGCUCAGGUCUGCUGAGCGAGGAGAGCAUAAAGCAGAAGUUUGACUCAUUAUGUGUAACAUUUCUCCAAAUCGCUGGCGUUUCUCUAAGCCUUGAAGCCGAGCUAUACAACUCCCCAAAGCUUAACACAAUUGCAACAGAGCGUCUCGUCAGCGAUAGCGUCAUGUUAUCCUUCCAAAAUUCCGCAUUUGAAGCACAUUUUGACCCCAUUCAGAUGAGCAUAGUUAGUGACUCCAUAGUGCCAAUGUUCAGUUGCAAUCAAGUCUCCAAAGCGCUUUCAUAUGGUCACGGUCAGAAAAACGCAUUUGCCGCUAAGGGUUCAUAUGUUCAACAAGAACUACAAGCCAAAAGAGACGCCAUUACUCAGGAUCAAAAUGUGCAGAAGGAAAUCCAGGAGUAUGCUGCUAGCCUAACCAAUGCCUACGGGAAGAUUCUGGAGCCACAGAUCAUUGUUGCUGGUUCUACAAGACAGGAUCGAAAGACAGCCACCCACAAGCCAGUCAAACAGAAAAAGUCUUCCGAGGCCUCAAGACAAGGCAACGACCCAGGUAACCCCAACAAAAAAGGCGGCAGGGCGGCCGCACUCGAAGCUGCUGCACAGCUCAGGGCUACCGCCACAAAACCAAAAAGCGACAUAAAGGCCAAUUUAUGGAAUGUCAAGUGUAGAGAGAUUUUGAAAGAGAAUGACGUAAGUGUUCGUUAUAAACUAAGCAUGCGAUAUCUUCAGAGUUUGGGAAAGAAUGAUGAGCUGGGCCCCGAGAUUCAGCUCUUUACGGUAAACUGCCUUUUGCGCGUCAUUGUCAGCGAGGAAGCAUGCGUGGACAAAUCGAGUAUUACCGCUAUAAUAUGGGAUCAUGUUCACCGCUUAAGCCACGCAAUAUCUGGUAUAACCCCAGAAGUUGCAGCCGCGCUCGAGCAUGUCAUCAAAGCGUUUGGUUUCUCUGGAAUCGACGUCAAGAUCAAUGCGGCGUCACGACCCCUAAGCUUUGCAUGUCUUCACCCGAAGACUCUCCAAAAACAUCAGCUCUCUUUUCCUGGUAGCUCAAUUGAAUUCCAACUCGAGCAUUGCGGUCCGUACCUCGAUCGAGCCAUUGACUCGACGCCAGACCCUCGUGUUCGCUUUGAGCCUGAUGGCUGGCAGCGACACGUUCUUGAUGCAAUUGACGAAGGCAAUAGCCUAUUCGUCACGGCGCCUACCUCUGCGGGAAAGACGUUCAUCUCAUUCUAUGCGAUGGAAAAGGUUUUGCGGGCGGAUGAUGAUGGUGUGCUUGUAUAUGUCGCGCCGACUACCGCUCUAGUCAACCAGAUUGCAGCCGAGAUACAUGGCCGCUUUUCCAAGAAUUACAAACAUGCCGGCCGAUCAGUUUGGGCUAUUCAUACCACCGGUUACAGCAUUAACAAUUCCACUGGCUGUCAAAUACUGGUCACCGUCCCCCAUAUGCUCCAGAAUAUGCUGCUUGCGCCAGCCCACGCGGAAAAAGAGAAUUCGUGGUCCACGCGUAUCAGGCGAAUCAUCUUCGAUGAGAUCCACUGUAUCGGCCAAGCAGAGGACGGCAUGAUUUGGGAGCAGCUCAUUCUGCAAUCACCGUGUCCUAUCAUUGCUCUUUCCGCUACGGUUGGGAACCCCAAAGAGUUGAGCGACUGGUUAUCGUCAACUGAAAGAGCUAACGGUAACGAGCUUGUUACGGUUCACUAUCACUAUCGCUACUCAAAUCUGCGAAACUACAUCUACCUGCCGCCAAAAGAAUUCUGCUUCUCCGGACUACCUGCUCUGCCUGACAUCUAUAUCCCCGGCCUGGAUGAAAGCGACGCUUUUCACUUUGUGCAUCCUGUCUCGGGUCUGGUUGAAAAAGAGAAAGGAAUGCCAAGCGAUUUCAACCUUGAGCCUCGCGAUUGCCUCCGGCUUUGGCGUGUUAUGUCUCAACAUGCCACUGGGAAGCAUUAUGUUGCUCAUUCACUACACCCAGACCAGUUUCUGCCCGAACUCGUCAAGAAAAUAGAUGUGAUCAACUGGGAGACUCAACUCAAGGUGAUGCUUCGUCAGUGGAUGCUUGAUGAUGGUUCGCCGUUUGAAAGACUUCGUCAGGACCUGAGCGGCAAACUCCAAUAUGUUAUGGCUCGUGAUACUUUGAACACAAAGGCCGGCUGCAGCAAUGAUUGCAUUAAUAUGAAGAUAGAUCCUAACAGCCUAUCUACCAUGAUGUUGCCCGUUCUGGUUGACCUGCAUGCUAAAGACGCCAUGCCGUGCCUCAUCUUCAACUACGAUUGUAACAUGUGCGAGACGCUUGCACACUCGAUUCUUGAUGAGCUUGGCAAGAAAGAGAACGCAUGGAAGGCGUCCAAGCCAUCUUGGCAGAAGAAGAUGGCUGAUUUCGACCAAUAUAAAAAAGAACUAGAAAUCGCUCGCGCCCGCGCGGACAAGGCCUCACGAAUUGUGCCUAAGAAGAAAGCCAAACGAGGUGAAGCAGAUGAUGUCGAGAAAAUCUCACGAGCCGAGCGUAUUCGCGAACAGGCGAAUGCUGACAUCUGCGCGUUGGCUAAUUUCAAUCCGGACGCGCCUAUUGAUGGUUUCCAUUUUGCGGACGUCACUAAGCUGGCCACUUCAGAACUGGAUGAAUUUCAGUCGUCUCUGCGUGGCUGCAAUGUGCCAGAGUGGCUAGUUCGCGGGUUGGAACGUGGAGUUGGUGUCCAUCACUCGGGAAUGAACCGCAGAUAUCUCCAGGUCGUCGAAGUGCUCUUUCGCAGAGGCUUUCUGAGAGUGGUUUUGGCGACCGGCACACUUGCAUUAGGUAUCAACAUGCCUUGCAGAACGGUAAUAUUUGCCGGUGAUUCGAUAUCCUUAACAGCCCUCAACUUCCGCCAGGCAGCUGGUCGCGCCGGUCGCCGCGGUUUUGAUGUGCUUGGAAAUGUAGUCUUUGUCGGAAUUCCCAAAGUCAAGGUGCUUCGUUUACUAAGCUCUCGGUUGCCGGACCUGACAACGAGAUACCCCAUAAACACAUCUCUCAUCCUCCGCCAGGCAAUACUUCUGCAUGGUUCCAAUAACUCACCGUUCGCCCUCCAGGCUAUCAAGUCCAUAUUCUUACGACCACAUUUAUAUCUCCGUCUGCUAGAAUCCAAGAUGGUAGUCAAACAUCACCUCCGAUUCUCCAUUGAAUACCUUCGUCGCCAGUCUUUACUUAAUGUGAAUGGUGCUCCUAUCAAUUUUGCAGAGUGCGUCUCCACUUUGGACUACACCGGAAAUUCUGUUUGGGCUUUCCAUGCUUUACUGAGCAGAGGCUACUUCCACAAAGUCUGUAAAGACAUCGAGGUCAACCCGGAGCGUGUUAUGCUGACACUGAUGUUGGUCAUGUCAAGCAUCUUCGAGCGUCAAACGUGCAAGAGGUCAGACAUCGAAUUUAUCGAUGAUGCCCUCAAGCAUUCUUCGUCUGUUGUAUUCCUACCAUCGCUGCCCGAUGAUGCAAAGGAAGCACUCAGCACAUACAAUGCCGAAACUCUUUCUGUGUUCAAGAUUUACGCCAAGACAUUUAUCGAGCAGUACUUACACCAUAAAGUCGACGAGCUUCCACUCACGCGGUAUCGUGUGGGAUCUGAAGUGAUGUUGGGCCUACCAUCCACACUGCCACCAGUCAUCCGUUCCCCAUUCGUAGCGCUCUCUGGCCACGGCGACGAGUUCUCGACCAUUUCUGAGUUAUGUAACACUGUCCGCUCCGGGAUCCCCUUGGAAGAAGCGAUAGUACCGUAUCUACAGCUGUCACUUGAGGCAUCGGACCCACCUCUGAAUGCGUACCUACUCGAUUUCUUCAAUAAUGGUGAUUUACAGACGAUUGAACGAAUGAACAAGAUUCACGCGUCGGAGAUUCAGUCUCGUUUGAACGACUUUUGCACGAUUUUACGCACAAUUGUUGUCGGUCUUGGCAGAAUGGCGAGAUUGAUGCCUGCACCAGGUCAAGACCAGGCCCAGGGCGGAAUACAAGGUUUCAGAGCGCAGCGGAAUCGAAAAAUACUUGGGAGGCAAAAAGAGACCAAAAUUGUUAGGGGGACUGACGAGAAUCAUAGCCGCCCUAGUGCUGAUAAACCAAGAAAGGAGAACACACCCGGCGAUGAUGAGGAUGAGGAUGAUGAUGAUGAUGAUAACUGGUACUACGGCGUUAGAGGCUUGGUCAGAGUUGUCGAAGCUUUUGACCAGUUGCAUGCCCAGUUUGAAGGAAAGUUGAAAAAGGUUGCCGUCUAGAGCUGGGCACAACACAGUGGCCGAAGUUGAUGCAUCAAGGACGAAUGAUUGAGCGACACUCUACAUCUAUGCUUCCAAAGUUAUGCGACUAGGGAUGUAUGAUCCUUGUGAUGAAAACCAACUUCUUGCAAGUCAUUCGCACGUCUAUGUACCGGUACAUAUGUACCUGAACAUCCAGCUUCAAGGCUGAGCACUCGGUACAACUUGACGUCGCACUGUUCCGUGAGCCACUAGGAAGCAGCGUUGAAUAGGAACUAGGAUAAAGUCAAUUUUAGCAAGCCUAUCAUGCUGGGAUUCUCGACAUAUAAAGCUGGAAUCCGGAAUAAGAAAUCCUUGAAUUGCGGUUCCGCUUGUUGGAGACUGUAGACAGAACAUGGCAAGCCGCACGCACAUACUCGGUAAGUUUAUCCGAGCG
This is a messenger RNA of Truncatella angustata, 6064 nucleotides long. RefSeq lists its product as uncharacterized. The transcript has 4 exons. Gene Ontology annotation, cellular component: cytoplasm. Gene Ontology annotation, molecular function: ATP binding; nucleic acid binding. Bases 271 to 5649 code for a protein of 1792 amino acids. Lineage: Eukaryota; Fungi; Ascomycota; Sordariomycetes; Amphisphaeriales; Sporocadaceae. The record is from RefSeq and is a predicted model, not a curated record.